Molecule: messenger RNA, 1988 nt
Organism: Austrofundulus limnaeus
Lineage: Eukaryota; Metazoa; Chordata; Actinopteri; Cyprinodontiformes; Rivulidae
Gene: nkx2.4a
Product: NK2 homeobox 4a
Exons: 2
Coding region: 301-1374 (357 amino acids)
Biological process (GO): regulation of transcription by RNA polymerase II; cell differentiation
Cellular component (GO): nucleus
Molecular function (GO): DNA-binding transcription factor activity, RNA polymerase II-specific; RNA polymerase II cis-regulatory region sequence-specific DNA binding
Source: RefSeq, a predicted model, not a curated record
UUUAAUCAUAUAUAGAAGUUAAGGCAUUUUUUCCGUGAAUUAUUUCCCCUAAAAUGUCAAUGACUAUUGUUUGCUGGUUUAGGAGUUUUGCUCCGCCCCCUGUGUUUGUCGUAAACCUGGCUCCUGGCUCCAAUAAACCCGGGCUAAGAGCGCCCUGGGCUCGCCUCCUUCUCCAAGGCGAUCAAUAGGAUCUCAGGCGCACUCCAAGCACUCUCUUACGUAGACAUCCACCAAGGAGAGAGCCGAUCCAACAACACGGUUGAUCUGCUCCAACACAAAAAUCUACCUGCUUUCCGAAUCAUGUCGUUGAGCCCAAAGCACACAACGCCUUUUUCAGUGACAGAUAUUUUGAGUCCAAUCGAGGAGACCUACAAGAAGUUCAGUGGCAUGGACGGCGCAGGGAACCUAACCUCUCCACUGGGAGCCUACCGACAGCCUCAGGUGUCUCAGACCGGCAUGCAGCAGCACUCCAUGGGCCACAACGCCUCCGUGGCCGCCACGUACCACAUGCCGCACAGCGUCUCCCAGUUCUCCCACAGCACAAUGGGGGGAUACUGCAACGGAAGCAUUGGCAACAUGGGAGACCUCCCGUCGUACCAGGAGAGCAUGCGGAAUAGCGCAGCAGCCACAGGAUGGUACAGCGCCAACCCUGAUCCCAGAUACUCCACAAUUUCUAGAUUCAUGGGACCUUCCACAGGUAUGAACAUGACUGGCAUGGGGAGUCUCACAGGGAUGGCGGACCCCAGCAAAACCAUGCCAGCGCUCCACGCGGCGCCCAGGAGGAAACGGCGCGUCCUGUUCUCGCAGGCGCAGGUCUACGAGCUGGAGAGGAGGUUCAAGCAGCAGAAGUACCUGUCGGCGCCGGAGCGGGAGCACCUGGCCAGCAUGAUCCACCUGACGCCGACCCAGGUGAAAAUCUGGUUCCAGAAUCACCGGUACAAGAUGAAGCGCCAGGCCAAGGACAAGGCGGCGCAGCAGCUGCAGCAGCAGCAGCAGCAGCAGCAGCAACAGGACGGCAACCUGUGCCAACAGCAGGCGCAGUCCCCGCGGCGCGUGGCCGUGCCGGUUCUCGUGAAGGACGGUAAGCCGUGUCAGAACGGCUCCAACACGCCGACACCGGGCCAGCAACAGGUGCAGCAGAACCAGCAGCAGGGCCAGCAACAAAACGGAGCCGGAGUCGUGCUCGCGUCCUCGGCGGGCAGCCUGAGCCAGCACCAGAGCCAGCAGCAGGUGAACGCGCUGGACCUGGAGGAGAUGUCGCCCAGCCCCCCCUCACUGCACAGCCAGCUCAACAUGGCCCAGAUAGACACGUCUGCUGUAGAUUACACCAGUAACAUGGUCAACUCAAACCUCCUGUACGGCAGAACGUGGUAGGACCUCAUAAAAAACUGCUACUUUCCACUUUUUUUAUAUGUCAACACACAGGCGCGCGCCGCGCGCAGACACACACCCAGGGCGCACAGAGGCUCAAAGAGGCGCAUCAACUGAUCAGGGCACAUUUUCUUGACAUCUCUGACAGGGGAGUCUAUUUUGGAACAUUUUUAGAAAUGGCUCCCUUGACUACGUCGUUUCUGGACCUUUUGUAAUUCAUGUUUUGGACCUUCCAUGAUGUUAGUCUAUGUUGUUGAAACAAAAAGGAGAUGCUGCUUCCCCUAUUUGUACUGAAGAGGAAAGGUGGACUCAGACACUAAAAAACACCAUUCCUUCCUUUGCGGUAACUUGGUAUUUUAUCAUAAUAAUAUUGUAAACUAAUGUAUUGAUUUAGACUUAUUGAAUAAAGUAGUUACUUGUAUAUUUGGCUAACACACAAGAAAAAACUGUAUAAUAAUCAUUAUAGCAUCCACAGUUCUGUUUUCUUUAUUCUUUUUUUCUUUUCUUUUUUUUUUUUUUUUUUGUAAGUUAAAAAAGGAAGAAAUGCGUGAUGGCUGCUGUAUAUGUUUCAACACCAAGUGAACGUUAACAAUAAAUAACUUGAAGUGUGAGAGCUA